Besnoitia besnoiti is the source of this 7827-nucleotide messenger RNA. RefSeq lists its product as uncharacterized. The coding region runs from base 1 to 7827 and encodes 2608 amino acids. The record is from RefSeq and is a predicted model, not a curated record. NCBI's taxonomy places the organism in Eukaryota, Apicomplexa, Conoidasida, Eucoccidiorida, Sarcocystidae. Gene Ontology annotation, molecular function: histone H3K79 methyltransferase activity. The transcript has 2 exons.
AUGGAGAUGAUGAAGGAGGGAGGUGCUUCGGGGCUCGGGGGGCCAGACUCGGCGACGACGCCUGUCGCGAACAUGGAUCUGAGUGCCGCCGGCAUCUCUCCGUUGUCGGCGGAGGUUUUGACGCGAUUAGUGAAUGCCACUGCGCUGCUUACGGGAGACGAGCAGCUCCAGAGGGGUGUGAAUUCCGCCUGCGGCACCGCAGAGAAGGACGCACUCGAUCUCGCCUGCCUCCUGUUGUUGGGCGGGAGAGGCUGCGCGGCGGACUCGCCCGUGUCCCUCGCCGAGGACCUCGGGCAAGGCGAGGGGGCAGACGCGAGCCCGUCUGCGGCUGUUGUGCGCCUGAGCGCCUCCGCGGCCCCGCAGCCUCCUCUUCCUCCUCCUGGCGCCCUGUCAGCAUCCACCGAAGAACUAAGACUGUCCAGCCACGCCUCUGAGAGGCCAGAUGCCGGGCGACAGCCAGCGCUGGGCACGCAUGCGCCCGACUCUGCAGAGUCCCUUUUCCUGUCAGAAUGCGGCGCGCAGGUCUCCGCGAAGCCCGCACUGUUUCCUGAUUCCGUGCUGCGGAGCCUCGUUUCAUGCGCCGGCGCAGGCAGCAGCGCACUCGAGGCCGAGAGCGGAGCGGCACUCGAGAAGGAGGUCAAGUCGAAGAGGAGGUGCAGCGAGGAGGAGAGCGGCGCGGCGCGGAGUCGGAAGCUCUGCAAAGGUGUGUUCGCCGGCGCCGACCGCCAAACUGGAAAAGACGCCUACGAGGCAAGCCCCGCCCCCGGGAGACACGGGGCUCCGGCGGCAGCGUCUCUGCAGUGCUGCGAUGAGCAGGCUCUGGCUUCUCCUCCGGCUGCCGAUAUGCGAGGGCGAUCAUGCGGUUUGGAGGCGCGCUGUGCAGAAGCACGCAAGGCGGGAAAAGCGAGCAAGCCCACGGGCAUGCCGGCGGCGCGCCAGGGGUUGCCACUGGAGCGGUUGCCGCGGAGCGUAAAUGCCGCCGCAACCCAUGGAGCAGCGCGAGAGGAGAUGACGGAGCGUUGUUCGGCGUUUGAUUCUUCUUCCGGAACGCCUAGGGCGUCGGCACGGGACUGGCAGCUGAAGGUUACAGGCGCAGACGCGCCUGCGUCGCCUUCUACGGUGGCCUCGAGGGGUAGUGUGUCUUUCGGCACAGCGACGUCGCCGAGCGUCAAGCAGGGGUCGGGCUUGCUGGCGCCUGAAGCGGCUCCAGAAGAGGACUUCUCCCCCCCUUCGUCUCGCGGGUCCUUGCCUGCUUCAGCCGCCAUCCGAGCCGCCGCAGAAGACGGCGCGUCUCCGAGCCCGCCUCCUUCUCGCGACUCAGGUGCUUCUGAGUUUUGUCCUGUGAGGGUCGUGCCGCAGGCGGUCGCGAAUCCCGCGUUGUUUUCGAGUGUGCGGCGCCUGCAGCGGCGGAGCUUGAUGAAGUUGACUGGCUCUGACGAGGGUGCGUACGGGGAGAACUGCUGCGCGUCGCUGCUCACGCUCUUUCGCCUCCUGCAAGAACGGUAUGGCCUCUCGCCCGCUUCAGUGUUUUUGGAUAUUGGGAGCGGCAGCGGAGUGCCUUCGUUCCUCGCCGCGAGUGCCGUGGGCUGCGUGGCGUCGCUCGGCGUGGAAGUCGACAGCAACGUGUACGCCAUCGCAUGCAACAAUCACCUCAAACUCCUCGACGAGCGACUGUUGGCCUCGCUGGGGAUGCAUGAUCUCCUCGGCCGACUCAAAGUGCGCGCGCUGCGCCUCGCCGCCGCGUCUCGUGAGCGAUCUUCCGGUUCCUCUCUCAACGCCCUUCGCGAGAGACAGAGAGAGCAGGAGGGAGAGGAAGGCGCGGGAGGCCACGAAGACUUUCUGGCGCCGCUUGAGCCGCUCGCCUCGCAGGCGCUGCGCGAGACGCUCCGCGCGCGGGUCGGCGUCACAGAGGAAGACUUGCUCUUCUCCGUCGCGAACGUGAACUCCCCGCCAGCUGCCCUCGACGACGACGGCGAGGGGGGAGGGCGUGCCGGCUCGACGCCAGGAGCGAGGAAGCCGGAGGCGGCGAAGGAACGCAACACGCGUGAGAAACGCGCACGCGAAGAAGGCGAAGAGAGAAACGCGGCGAAGCAGGAAGCUGCGCGUGCAUCGCUGUCGUCGUCUGUGGCGCGUUUUACAUCAGCUGACAGCGGCCGCGAGGCUGAGAGGACGUGUGCCCCGUCGUUGCCCUUUUCGCUGACUCCUGCAGGUUUGGCGUAUCCGUGUAACGUGGGAUUCAAGUGUGCAGAUGCCUCUUUGUUCGCGACGUUCGACGGCGUCUCACAUAUUUUUUCGUUCGAUUUGGCGAUGCCGCCGCGCGUGCUUUUCCGCCUCUGCUCGGUCUUCAAUCGCUCCAAGUCCCCCGUCGUCUACGUCUCCUUCCAUUCCUCUCUGGUCUCGACUUACGGCCUGAAAGCGCGCCUCGUCCAGCGGCUUUGCAUGCGCAUGGCGGGGAGCGCGGAGAGCCAUGUCGCGUUCAUCUACGUUAGAGAAAACUGUCUCGCGUUCGUCUCGCCGCCGCCGCAUCUCCUGGGCGACGCCGCGGGCCGUCCCUCGUGGGGGCCCGGGGCGGUCUCAGAGAAACCUCAGGCGCCUUUUUCUGCGGCUGCGUCCUCGUCUUUCGGCGCGCGAGGCCUCUGCGGCAGGACAAAGAGAGACACGCCAGAGGCUGGCGAGGAGGUGCCCGCUGACGACGCGAACCGGUGCGGCCUGCAGGGCAGCCGACGCGGUAAGGGCGGCUCGCUACCGCAUGCGCAGGCACCUGGGCGCGUAGACGCGGCGGAAGCCAGUCGCGGCAGAGACGACGAAGAUGGGGGAACGGGCGGGGCGCUGAUGGCGGUUGGGUCGAGGGGGAACGCGGAGACCUGGAUGGACAUGGAGCGCGCGCAAGUGAUGAGGGCACUUUUCCUCCGCGGCAUGGCACUCAGCCGCACCGAGAAGUUCUUCAGUCGGUGCGUCCUCGCAGGCGUCCUCCCGAGGGUCGCCUUCACACUCCUGCACUCGGUUGCGCACCUCUGUGCAGAAGUGAGCGCCGGGGCUCCGAGCGAGGUGGGAGCCGAAGAGACCUGUGGGCAGGCUGGGCGUGGGAAGACCGACAACAAUGCAGAAGGCGGAGAAGAGACGCGCAGCCCGGCUCCGUCCGAAUCCGGCAGCGAGGAGAGAACGGCUGCGUCGAUGAGCUCCUUCUCUGUCGUCACCCCCCUCGCGUGCUGCCGGAAAUGUUGCGCAGACGUCUUCACGCAGGAGGCAGGCUCGCAGAGAGACGUCGCAGACAGGGGUUGUUCACGCACAAGCGUAGAGAACAUGCCGUCCAUUCGCGGGUUUCCUCUCCCCCUCUCGCCCCUGCCCCAGCAGCAGCUGCUUCUUCUCCGUCGCCUCUUCGCGGCGUUCGGCCUCGAUCAGCUCCUCGAGGCUGGCGCGCUCUCCUUUGAGCAGCUGAGCGACCUCCUUCUUCUGCGGCCCGCGGCCGCGUGUGCAUGCCGACUGCCGCCGGCUGUCUCCUCGCGCGAGCAGGCGCCAGAGGAGAGGACAGGGCGCGCGGCCGGCGCCGCCAGGGGCGCGAAGAAAGCCCACGCGUCGCUGCGGUCGCUUGAGUCCUUCGUCUGCUCCCACGGCGUCGAGAGGCUGGCGAGGUUUCUCGUGAAUCUGCUUCUGCGGAUUCUUCUGGUCCGCGUGGAGCAGCAGCAGCCGGCGGAGACGAGGGCGGUGGCGGAGGAGCCGCUGACCAGCCGCCGCGACGCGCUGAGCCUGCUGCAGCGCACGCUUCUGGAAGUCCGCGUCUGCAGAAAUUGGGAGAAGCAGAGGCAGCGAGCGUCUGCGGUGUCGCUGGACGCAUGGGGCACGGAAGCCUCUCCGCUCAGUCGGGUCAGCCGCAGGAGCGCUCGAGCGCGGCGGACGCUGGCUGGCGCGGCCGGCGCGGCAGCGAGGCCUGCAGCCGAGAGAGUGAAUGCAGUCAUCAAGGAGAUCUCCACGUUAGGCAGAAUGGAGGACCUCCACAGCGAGCCGGGCGCGCGAACGCCGCUCAAUGCACCCGACGACGCGGCUGCGACGCGUCGCCUGAGGAACAAGGAACGCCAGAGCGCCCUCUACGCGGAGAGAAAAACGAGGCUCGGAGGUCGCGCCUCUCCACUGCCGCACGCGACGCCGGCCGAGCAGAAGCGUGGAAAUGGAGCGACUCGCGGCGUCCAACAGAAGGGAAGCCUUGCGCGCGGAACGAAGGAAGCUAACGACACGAGCGUGCGGACGCUGGAACGCGGAGACAGCCGAGAGGCGCUGGCAGCUUCGCUCGACGAGAAGUGGAUGCGGUUUCAUGUGCGCUACGGGCAGCCCGCGUUUGAGGGGGACGACCAGGACGCAGGCGUGGAAAUGCAAGUGACUGAAGCGCCCCUCAGGCAAGAAACAGGCCUCGGUGGCGUGCUGGAGCUUCCAUGUCUCUCGCCUCUCUGCUACACGUGCGGCGAUCGAAGCUUGCUGCCGCAGCUCCUCGAGGCGAACGCCCCGCCUGCCGUCCAGCAGUUAAAAAUUCAGUCUGAGAUCCUGCAGCUGCAAACGAACCCGCUCAUUCAGCUUGCAGACAAGGAAGGCCAGGAGGCGUGGGAAGCGAAACUCCGGGGGGAAGCAGAAGCCUUUCUCUUUGACUCGGAUGAGGACUCCGCUGACAGCGAUGACGAAGACGCAGCCGCAAGUCACCAGCAGCUGGCCGGCGGGGCUGGAACUCGCAGAGAAGGCUCCUGCGCACUCGGGACGAGCGAGCGAAAGACCGGGGUUUCGGCGGAGAGGAGAUGCGAUGCAUCACGCGGCCCUCGUGGCGCCGAAGACGAGGAGAGCAUGCACACAGGCGCGUCGGAGCCCAGCAGGAUCAGUGAGGGCUUUUUUGGCGAAGGCGGGUGCGACAGUCUCAAGUGGGAAGCCCUCGAGGCGCCUCGGCCUCUGCGCUGCCGCCAUGCUGCGCGGGCAGCGAUUGUCCAGCGCCUGGGUGCUUUUCUUUCCCUGGAGGGGACGUGCGCGGUUGCCAAAAAAGGCGAAGAGGCCUCGCUAGAGGAGCGGGCCUUCCAUGACUUGCUCGACGCCCGCCUUCAAUGCAGAGUCAAAGCGAAGGGGGAGUCGCCUGUUGCUUCAGUUCCGUCGCACCUCUCCGAGUCCUCCUCUGUCUGCGCGUCCUCCUCUGCCGGCGGACUGCUUGCUGUCGAAGAGGACGUGGCCUCUGGGGUGUCCGCCGAGCGAGUCGGCGCGCAGCCUCGGGACGCUCCCGCGCCGUUGUGGGUAUUUUCGCAGUCGCCCUCGGAGCCGAUCUGCUUCCUCGCUAGCCCAGAGAAGAAGAAUCCGCGCGUCUUCGAGUACGGCGACACAGCCCCGCUUGUCUGGCCUUGUGUCCGCGCGGUGACACACGCUGGCGGGGAGGCCAAAAAGGAGGUCACGAGCUGGAACGUUCAAUUUCUGCGCGUUCAGCAGCAAGGCUGUGUCGCGCCAGGGGUCGGAGACCCGAGGGGCGCGUGGCUAGGUGCUCGCGGGUCGCUUGUGAACAGGGGCUGGCCUUGCGGACUCGCUGGUCUCGCCGGAGGAGCUGGCUGGCAUGUGCCUCGCGCAGAGGCCGGCGCCGCCCGACAGAGACACCGGGGGCCAGCGGAGAGGGUCUCUGCGGCUAGCUUGGGUGCGGCGGCGCAGCGAAGAGGGAGAGGCGGGUGGGAAUGGGGUCGCCGCGCAGCCGAGGAGAGGCGAGGGGGUGCUCAGGACGGUGGCGACGGCGCAGGCGGCGCGUUUUCUGCGUCGGCGAUUGACAAGGAGCUCGACCGGGACAUUGCGCCGGGCUUGGAUCUGUUUGAUUGCUGGUGGGAACUCCACUCGUUUCCAGUGAGUGCGGAGUGCGACGCAGGAACGCGGUACCGCGAGGCGAGGGCGUGGCUGAUGGCGGAGCUGGAGGCGCAGGAGCUGCGCGUGAUUCAGCUGCUGAGUCGCCUGAACGCGCCGUUGCUGCGGCUGUCGCGGCAAGCGGCUCUCGACUGCUUGCAUCGCGACGCGGAAACGUCUCCCGAAGAGUUCGCUCAGAUGCAGCGACUGUACGGGGGCGCUGCGGAGCACGUCGCGCGCCUCUGGCAGCAUGCGCGCUUCCUGGAGCACGCGCUGCUCCAGGAGUUCCUGCUUGCGAAUGAUCGGGGCGCUGAGCGUUCGCGCCUCGCUGCGGGCGACCGGCUCGUCCACGUCCGCUACGUCUGCCUCCUCAGCACCCAGCUCCUGCGCCUCCAGCAGCUGCAGAAGCUACGCGAACUGGGGGAUCCCCGCACGUCGCCGGCGCGUGCCAACGCGCUGAUCAAGCAGCUCCACGAGGAGACGUGGCCCCAGGUCUUCGUGCGCCUGCCGGCAGACGCGCGCGACGGGUCUUUUCCUGAGCAGCAGGGACAGGCGCCGCCGCCGCCGCGUCUCUUCCGCGCCCGGGCGCCUGAGGAGGCGGCAGACCUCGAGGGGCGCGCCGGUGACCACGACGCGCGCGCGAAAAACAGCGGGGCGGGCGGCGCGGAAGGCAGCGAGGAAGCUGCGGGGUCUGGCCCCCACGCUCUGUGGCAAGCGCCUGCGGAGGCAGUCACAGAGGUCGCCAUCUCUCUCGUCGCGUCGCUUUUCAGGGCGGAGCGCACAACCGCCAGAGUCGAGGACCUCGUCGACGGCGUCCUGCGGCUGUGGGAGAUUCUCUGCAGCAGGACGCACGAGCUUCCGGCUGAGGAAAUGCGGCGCCGCGGCGAGGCGGAGAGGGCAAGCGCCGUGGUGGACGCCUACCUCUGCUCGUUUCUCCCGGCACUGCCCGCGCGGAAGAAGACGCGCGGGGAGCAUCGGGAACAAACCGAGAUGAAGGAGCUCCGAAUGCUGUGCAGCUUCCUCCGCCGCAAGCUGGACGAGUUUCGAAAAAAGUGCUUGGCGGCGAAAGAGGAGGAAGAGCGCGCUCUGAUGCUGUGGCUGCUCGAGAGAGAGAACUCUGCGGACGAAGUCCUUGCGCUUGAACCUGGAAAGCGCGAUUUCAAAACGCCUUUCGAGGCGACAGCUUCUUCGGGGCUCGGCGGAGGUGCUGCGAGUGGGACGCGCGUGUGGAAUGCUGCGUCAGGUCGGGCUGAGCGCGGAGAAGUUCGGAGUUCGACUUUGCGAACUCUGGUGGAGACAGCGACAACCCCGUGCGGCGGGCUGACUCAGGACUAUUCGCGCGCCUUCUCAGCGUGUCCGUUGAAGGCGAAUCAGCGUGGCGACAGAGGCACCGGUUUAGACACUCCGCCCCUCCUGUCUCGCGGUGGGUCUCCGAGAAGGGACCAUUUUGCGUUCGCCUUCUUCGAGGCCGCUGGAGCCCAUGGGAUGCUCGAGGCUUUCUCCUGCAUACCGUCGCUGCCGGCGUGCAUGGAGGGCAUUUUGAGAAACCCGGUCGCGGGCGCUCCGUGCCCGCUGUGGCGAUCCUACUUCCUGCGUCUGGGCUUGGUUCAUGCGGCGAAAGAACUCCUGCUGAAGCGCUCUCUCCUCGAGGCCGGCGCGUUGCCUGUAGCUCCGACCCGGAGGCGCUUGUCGCUGACGGGCGAGGGCAGCAAGGCCUCCGCGGAGAGACCCGCUGCGCAAGAGGAGCGCGGAGGCGAGUUUGAUUUGCAGCGAGAAGCGCACGCCGAAGGCGUUGUAGCUGCAGGAGCCAAACUUGAGCGAGACGAGAUUCCCUCAAAGACCUCACACGCGACGGCCACAGUCCAUGCGCUGAAACCUGUGGCGGCGCAGCAGGCACAGAGAGAAUCGGGUGACGAUAGCAUUUUGGCUUCUCCGCGGGCGCCCAAGAAACGCCGAAGCGCCGAGUGUCGCGCGCAUUGA